Messenger RNA from Penicillium egyptiacum, 1527 nucleotides. The record is from the annotation of a GenBank genome assembly. Lineage: Eukaryota; Fungi; Ascomycota; Eurotiomycetes; Eurotiales; Aspergillaceae.
AUGGCACAAAAGCUCGACUUGGGUCAAUCCACUCUGCGAAUCCGAGAUUCAAGGUUGCAGCUUCGCCUGGCCGCAUCAGCUCAUUUCACAAAGCUACCAAGCCAUGGAGCCCCCCAGAUACCAAUUGAUCUCUCAGACUUUUCAAAUGUUGAAAGUGUAUGGAUAACAGAGGCACCAGGGCUGGAGUUGCGCUUCUUCAUUGGGGGAAAUUGGGAUCGCAAUGAAGCAGCGGCAUUCAUCUCGAAAUUGAGGGGCAAACUCUGUGAUAUGGAGAUCUGGUCGGACCUGGGAUUCUCAGUUGAGCUCAAGACGGGUGCACGCGAAUAUUGCGUUGACACUUCUGGUAUCCACUGCCUCCAACUUGGCCUGCGCAGAGAGUGCCGAAUGCGGAAUCACACGACAGGUCGGACUUUACCCAGUAUGAUGGCCAGUCCCCCAGACGCGUGUCCCCCGCCCGGUGUACCUGUAGCUACCUUGGCUUCAAUUGAUAUUCGGCUGGAGUAUUGCUUCCAAGCCAAGGAUAUGCCAGAAGCCCAGGACUGUUCCAAGUCGGAGGUUGGUCUGCUUGGACAAGAAUCAUCAUUUUUCCCUGGCCCUCAAAUGCUACAGUCAAUGACAGGAGUCGCAAUCCUACAGGAAGUGCACGAGGUUUCCUCUGAAGCUCUUGGAUCGAAAUUUUCUUGCAUAUCUGGAGAUGAAUCAGACCCAUCAUGUGAGGAACUCUUCCGACUCUUCGACAUUGGAAUCCAAAGACUGGUCAUUUCCAACUCGAUCAAAGAUCCCACAAUUUGGGUCUCACAACAGGCCACGAUCAAGAGCCUCGCAGAUAUCUCUCCCGCCGUGUUUGAUCCUGGAUACCGCGAUGCGAUGGACCAGCGAGGAGUCACAAUUCCAAUAAUCACAAAAGCCAUAUCGUCCAUGUUGGCAGGAAACAAGGAUCCAUCCACCCAAGCUAAAUUAGUAGGGUUGUUAGAGCUCACUCGCUCCCACCAAACGGAUGAGUUGACGAUACGGCCUCAACUUCCAAGUUGUGGGACUGCAGUCCUCUCAUCACUUUGGCGUGUCGCCCAGAAAAAUGUACCCAAGAUAAAACCCAUCAAAAGACGAGCGACGCUGUCGACAGAGUGUCUAUUCACUGGACUGACUGGAUCAAAUGAGACGGUGCGUCGCAUGUCCACGAACCAGCAACAAUCCGACAACGGAAAUCCGGCAUUGGGUCGUUCUUUCCAAACACAAUAUCACAACGAGAAUGAAGGAAGUGACGUAUGUCUGCUGAACAGCGAAUCAGAGGACCAACUUUUAGACAAUUUUAGCGAAACAAGCUUCACAGACAUCGGGGAUUCGACUCAAACUUCCCUUGAUACGUCGCUCUCAACAAUUGGGUCUUCACAAACUUCUUUCGGUGACCAUGACCCUAUGCUUCUCUCGAAUCAUGGCGAAUUGGUGGAUUAUCUGGGAAACUAUAUGAUGGAUUAUGAUGAUAUGGAGGCAUACGAUACGGACAUUAUAAUGGCUGAUUACCUUUAG